Molecule: messenger RNA, 195 nt
Organism: Dentiscutata erythropus
Lineage: Eukaryota; Fungi; Glomeromycota; Glomeromycetes; Diversisporales; Gigasporaceae
Source: the annotation of a GenBank genome assembly
AUGAAUAAAAUUCCUGUCGAGUGCUUUUGUGAAAUCCUUGAACACCUGGACAAUGAAGCCUUACGAAGUUGUACCUGCGUAAACAGUCAAUGGUUUGGAAGGGCUUUAGGGGUUAAUAGUCAAACCGCCAAAGUCUAUGAAAUAACACGAAGCAAAGCGAAAAGACAUCGGAGAAACGAAAACCUAUCGAUCUGA